Molecule: messenger RNA, 764 nt
Organism: Corticium candelabrum
Lineage: Eukaryota; Metazoa; Porifera; Homoscleromorpha; Homosclerophorida; Plakinidae
Exons: 6
Coding region: 27-647 (206 amino acids)
Source: RefSeq, a predicted model, not a curated record
CUGCCUUGCGGCACAAUCUCUGAUAGAUGAGAAGAGGCAGCAUGUUGAGAUCUUCCUUGCUUCUAACGAUAAUGCUGGUGGGAGUGCGUCCCCAUGACCAACUGGAUUGUCUAGUAAAUACCCUGUUCCAAACGGUGUCCGAAUUGCAAAAUGACAUAAAGGAGCUCAUGAAAACGUCCAAUGAACAGACAAAAAAUGCAACAAAUACUAGAGAACUGGCAGAUGAGUUAGCUGCUGAGUUGAGGGAGAUGAAAGCGUGCAAUGCUCAGGGCAAGAUGUUGGGUUCUAGUGGAGAAUGCAUUCAAUUGAAUCCAAAGUUUGAGAUUAAGUGGAUAACGUUCAACGGAAUAACAAUGGAAAUCUAUGGUCAGAAGGGAGUCGAGAGAAUACAACGACACGAACUCCUAAAUGAGGGCUAUCAAAUCUUUUGGAGCAUUCCGUUUGCAAACAGAAAUUACACACUGACCGGAUCGUCUAAUAUGCUAUUUACUCACGGUGCAAUGUUUGGCCUACAAGGAAACAACAUACAAGGCGACACAAACAACUACUUUAGAGAAGACUCUUGUGGAGUGGCAGUCAGAAAACCGGAUACUAACUCAAACACUGAUUCCGAUUACAUCAGCGUUGUUGCCAUUGGAACGGAAUAGGUUUCAUAGUUAGACACAAACCGAACGAACACACAAUCUAGAUUAAAGUGACAUUCAUACUUUUAGCUCUUGCUAUGAUCUGCUGUCUAACCGGUGCCCGUAUAAGUACCGGUGCCC